This is a messenger RNA of Solanum lycopersicum (tomato), 2097 nucleotides long. RefSeq lists its product as uncharacterized. NCBI's taxonomy places the organism in Eukaryota, Viridiplantae, Streptophyta, Magnoliopsida, Solanales, Solanaceae. The record is from RefSeq and is a predicted model, not a curated record.
UUUGUGUAUUUGGUUUUUCAGUUUGAGAACAUAGUGGCCAGUGAAGAUGAAGUAUCCAAAUUCAGGCUUCCUGAAACUCGUGAUUACCAUGCUGAAAUUUUGAAAUUGGAGCCUAAAGGAUCAAAUCAUGGUCUAGACAUUUUGACCAAUGAAGUCAUAGAAUUGAGAAAAGAGCUUGUAAAAGUGAAUGAAAAUAACAAAGCGCUUGAAGAGAAGAUUGAUUUAGGAUUCAAUCAAAUCAAAGAAUUUGUGGUGAACUCAAACAAACAAUUAUUGGAGGAUAUUUCUUUGCUGUUUGCUAAGAGUGGUGGUAGCAGCUCUGUUAUUCGAGAAGUUAAGGAACCAUCUAAGAAGCAUGCUGACGAGACAUUUUCAGGUGGAUUAGAUUUUAAUGGAGGUUCGUUUAUAAAUGACACGAAUUCGAUAUUUCAUUUUUCAGUUAACUUUGAUAUGUUUUUUUUAAUAAUAUGUUAAUUACAUAUACAACAUUUUCUCCCCGUGUUAAUGCAUCUGUAAAUGAAUCGAGAGGGAACGAUGCUCAUGUUAUGGGAUCAAAUCAAAAUGAAGAAUCUCAAGUGCUUAAAGCUACAGUUAGAUUUGCUGAUGUUGAAAAUUUUGAAAGAGUAUCAAGUAAAAUAGAUGAAGAUGUUGCAGGAAUUGUUAUUGAAAAAGUUCUAUCAGAGGUUGUUGCUGAUAUAAAUGUCCAAGAGGCUGCUGAUGUGAAUACAGUUGGGGCGAAACCUGAUGAUGCAACAGAGGAUUGUCAAAAACCUUUGCAUACUUUAGAUGACUUUAUUUUACUUGAUAAAGAUCUUUCUCAGAUCAAUAGGACUGAAGAAUCUUAUCUAAAAAAAAGAGCCCAAGUUGAUCAAAACAAAAAGAAAGUGUCACCGAAGAAACGUGGCAGAAAGAAAAAUCCAGGAAAGUUAAUAACAUCUCCCUUCACACAACAUUUUGAAUCUGGAGGAACUUUAUGUGUUACACGUCAGGUUUUUGAGACAAAACAUCCUUUUUUAUAUGCAAGCGGAGGAGAUGAUGAAUCUGAUUUGAUCGAUUCAUUCACUAAGUGGCUUUAUAUGGGUACAAAAAAGAGGGGAAAGAAACCUUAUACAGAUGCUCUUAAUGUUAUCAAUCCAACAUUUGAAUUGGGUGUCUGUACAGUAGAUGAAAGACUCUGGUUUUUCAAAUUGGCACAUUCUGGACAACAAUGGUGUGAUGAGCAUAUUGAUGUCAUUUUCUAUUACCUAAGAAAGAAAGGAAAAUAUGAUACCAACAGUAAUGUUCGUUUUACGACGACUGAUUGUGUUUUCAAGACAAAGAUUACCAAUUCUUUCUUUAAACUUUGUGAUGCUCAUGAGGAUAAGAAAAAUUUUAAAGUUUUAGAUUCUGAUGAUAUUGCCCGGUAUAUCAGUGGACGUCGUUUGUUGGCAAGUACCUCGUGGGAUAAAGUGGAUUUUGUUCUUAUUCCACUAAACAUUAAAGAGAAUCGUCACUGGAUUUUUGUGGUGUUUGAUAUUGGGCAAAGGUCAUUGGAGGUGUAUGAUUCAUUUCCGGCUAGGGGUGGGGUGAAUUUAGAGGUAAAAAAUAUUGUUGAGAUGCUUUCGGUUGUUUUACCAUAUUAUCUAAGUGUGGUUAAGUUCUAUGAUAAGCGUCCUGAAUUGAAGUCAACACCAAAAUACAGUGAGAUAAAUGAGUUCGAGAAAAUUGAGUUUCAUUUCAUAACUAAAGAUGUUCCCAGACAAAAUGAGGAUUCACUGGAUUGUGGAGUUUUCGUUGCUGCAUUUGCGGAGUUUGUAAGUAAUGGCCAACAUAUUCAAAAUCAACAAGUAAAGGCAGACAUUGUCCGAAAGAGAUUUGGAGCUAUAUUAUGGGAAUAUGCAAGAAGGAAGCAAGCGAGUGACCUUCAAAGUGAAGACGAAAGACCAGUUAGAUAAAGGAAUAUAGUUAUAUUAGUUAGUAUGACUAUGAAAACUAUAUACUGUAAAAUAAUUUGUAGUUACUAUGGCUAUGAAAAAUUGUAUUGGUCUAUUUUGUAAGUCUUGAUAUUAUAUACCUAACUGUGUUGUUUAUAUGUAAGUCUUCUAUUUGAAGUUGUUC